AUGACAGACGUAGAGAACGCACUUUCCGUAGCAGAACGCGGAGCCCUCCGCCACACCCUAGCAGCCACAACCGACGCCUACAUCUCCUCCAUCCCCAAAGUCGAACUCCACAUCCACAUCGAAGGCAUCAUAAGCGCGUCCCUAAAAUGGGAAUUUUCCCAAAGAAACAACCUCCUAAUCACCAACCCACGAACCGGCCACCCCUUCUCCUCCCUCGCUGAACUAGAAGACUCCCACGAUACCUUGAAGCCCCGCAAGGGAAAUCGCAUGGACAAUACCGAAGAGACUUUGUCGUUUUUUGAGGCUUAUUACGGGGGCUUUGAGGUGCUGAAAACGCAGCUGGAUUAUUACGAUUUGGCCAUGGCGUAUUAUGAACGCGCGGCGGAGAUAAAGGUGAGGUAUGCGGAGAUUUUCUUUGAUCCGCAGGGGCAUACGAGAUGUGGGACGGGGUGGGAUGUGAUGAUGGAGGGGUUUCGGGAGGCGCAGAGGAGAGCUAGGGAGGAGCUUGGUGUGGAAUCUGCGUGGAUCAUGUGCUUUCUCCGGGAUGAAUCACCAGAGUCUGCGAUGGAGCAUUAUAAUGCGGCACUGGAAUACCGCGAUAUGAUAGUGGGGAUUGGUCUUGACUCGAACGAAGUCGAUAGACCACCGUCGUUGUUUGAUGACAUCUUUGUUCGAGCGAGGAAGGAUGGCUUUCGGAUUACAGCGCAUUGUGACGUUGGCAAGUCGUAUCCUCUCGAACAUAUCCAUCAGGUGGCAUCGAGUAUCGCAGGCACAGGUGCUGACAGGAUCGACCAUGGACUAAAUGCUGCUAGCGACUCAAAUCUCAUGACCUUGAUCAAGGAGAAGGGUCUCGGAAUGACUAUCUGCCCUUGGUCGUAUAUUCGCCACCAACCGAUGGACGAGGUGUUCCAACGCAUUAGAGCGCUCUUUUACGCUGGUAUCAUGAUUUCCAUUGCGAGCGACGACCCGACGUUUAUGGAGGAUACGUGGGUGCUGGAGAACUUGCUGGUGGUGAAGAGGUACUGCGGCUUUACGAAUUUGGAGAUACAGAGGUUGGCUGAGAACGCGAUAAAGAUGUGCUGGGCUUCUGAAGACGCGAAAAGGCAAAUGUUGCUGGAGCUGUAUAGUAUUGAUCCAGGGACUUAG
Molecule: messenger RNA, 1146 nt
Organism: Pyrenophora tritici-repentis Pt-1C-BFP
Lineage: Eukaryota; Fungi; Ascomycota; Dothideomycetes; Pleosporales; Pleosporaceae
Product: Add, Adenosine deaminase
Biological process (GO): hypoxanthine salvage; adenine catabolic process
Cellular component (GO): cytosol
Molecular function (GO): adenine deaminase activity
Source: RefSeq, a predicted model, not a curated record